This is a messenger RNA of Xenopus tropicalis (tropical clawed frog), 3656 nucleotides long. It is a transcript of the gene gk5, whose product is annotated as glycerol kinase 5. Gene Ontology annotation, cellular component: cytoplasm. Gene Ontology annotation, molecular function: phosphotransferase activity, alcohol group as acceptor; glycerol kinase activity; kinase activity. The record is from RefSeq and is a predicted model, not a curated record. The transcript is spliced from 16 exons. Bases 155 to 1840 code for a protein of 561 amino acids. Lineage: Eukaryota; Metazoa; Chordata; Amphibia; Anura; Pipidae. Gene Ontology annotation, biological process: carbohydrate metabolic process; glycerol catabolic process.
AGCAGCACCGCGGUUACGCCUUGCCCUAUGUGCUGUGUGUGUGGGGAAGCCGGGGGCGUGCCCGGGCGUCUGGCUGCUCGGGAGCGCGCACGUACAUCUGGAUGCUGUGGCCAUGGCAAGCCGGUAGCUGUGCGGGGUGCUUGUUGCUGUCACUAUGGGCUCAGCCAGGAAUGGAUACAGGGAUCGGCUGAUAGUCGCUGUGGAUGUUGGGAGCAGUGUGCUGAGGUGUCACCUGUACAACCAGGCGGGACAGAUCUGCGGGAGCGCGGAGGACAAGCUGAAAGUUCUGUACCCUCAGACCGGAUAUGUGGAAAUCGAUCCUGAGUCCUUAUGGGAUCAGUUUGUUGGAAUAGUAAAAGAGGCAAUCAAAGAUGCAGGAAUCCAGAUGAGUCAAGUGGCUGGGCUUGGGAUUUCAACACAGAGAGCAACAUUUAUCACAUGGAACAAGACAACGGGAGAACCUUUCCAUAACUUCAUCAGUUGGCAGGACCUACGUGCAGCUGACCUGGUUUCUUCCUGGAACAGCUCUGUGCUGCUAAAGGCUGUUCAUGGGGUUUGUACGGCAUUGCAUUUCUUCACUAGAAGGAAGCGGUUCUUAGCAGCCAGCCUGAUCAAUUUCACUACACAGCAUGUAUCUCUGCGGCUGGUUUGGGUCUUACAAAACAUUCCACAGGUACGACAAGAAGCCAAGAUCGGAAACUGUUGCUUCGGUACCAUUGACACAUGGCUGCUGUACAAGCUCACAAGCGGCACUGUUUUUGCAACAGACUAUUCAAACGCAAGUGGAACAGCCAUUUUUGAUCCUUACCUAAUGUGCUGGAGCUCUUUCCUCUGCUCUCUGCUAUCCAUUCCCAUGUCUAUAUUCCCUUCCGUGGAGGACACAAGUCACAACUUUGGGCUUGCAGAUCCUAUUAUAUUUGGCGCUGCAGUACCUAUCCGUGCCUUGGUCGCUGACCAGCAAGCUGCUAUGUUCGGACAAUGCUGUUUUGAUGUGGGGAACGUCAAGUUAACUAUGGGAACAGGAUCAUUCAUUUCUAUUAAUACUGGAGAAAGGCUUCACACAUCUAUUGCAGGUUUGUACCCACUGAUUGGCUGGAAAAUUGGCAAAGAGGUUGUGUGUUUGGCUGAAGGAAAUGCCUCUGACACUGGCACCGCUAUCAAAUGGGCUGAGGAGCUAAAUCUCUUCACCAGUGUUGCUGACACCGAGGCAAUGGCCAGGAGCGUCCCUGACUGCGGAGGGAUUUACUUUGUACCAUCGUUUUCUGGCCUGCAGGCUCCUGUAAAUGAUCCCUAUGCCUGUGCCUCAUUCAUGGGCCUAAAACCAUCCACCAGCAAGAACCACCUGGUGAGAGCCAUCCUGGAGUCAGUGGCAUACAGGAAUAAGCAGCUGUACGACACUGUGCUCAGGGAAACCACUAUCCCCAUCACACUUAUCAGGGCAGAUGGUGGUGUCAGUAAUAACAACUUUAUCAUGCAGAUGACAGCAGAUUUACUUGGUCAAACUAUUGACAAACCAAAACACACAGACAUGUCUUCUCUGGGAGCUGCUUUCCUUGCUGGUUUGGCUGUGGGUUUAUGGUCAACUAAAGACGAGCUGAAAAAACUGAGGACAACUCAGUGUGAAUUUGAGCCUCAGGCUAAGUGGAAAGAGUAUGAACAGUCAAUGGGAAGCUGGGAGGUGGCCCUGCAGCGAUGCUCCAACUGGUACAAUACCACCGCAGCGAGGAAGUCCUUGACAGCAUGGUUUCAGCCAGUUAGAGUCUGGAAUGCACUGGGAUGGUUUUUUUGGUUGGUGUUUCUGCUCCUGUUGCACCUACGGACCGGUUUCCCCAUCAGUUAAUUACUAAUAACCCUAUAUUUGGGUCUAAGGGGCACCCAUGCUUUACUUUACUCCCUUGUCUGUUCUCUAACAAUCAGAUAUUUGGCGCUGAGAAUUCUGGGGGGUCCAGAGGAGAGGGCUAUGCAGACUGUGCUGCUCCAGCAGUAGGGAGACUGUUCCAUAACUGGCAUGCCAUGGGGUGCCUCUGCCGUCCGUAUACCAGUAUAUAUGUUCUUUGUGUCCCUGCAUAAAGAUUGCUGCCAGUUGUGUAUAGAGGUAAUGCUUGACAGUACAGAGACACACGAUUCCCAGAUGCACCCCUGUAUAGCAGAGAAUGACAACAAUCUCCUUGCAUACCCUUGCUUGGCACGUACCCUAGCACAGUGGGGGGAGAAUAUAUGAAGGAUAAAAAGCAGGAAUUCUAGUGCAAAUAUUUUUGUGUGCCAGGUUAAUGGGUUUCAGGCACAGCCUACCCAAACUGUUCAAUGUGCUGCUUUUUUAUAUUUGGUUUUAUCUUUUGAUGUUUUUAGAAGCCUUAAAUCUGCUGAUAUAGCAAGGGGGUAAAGGGAAAGGGUAGAAAGAGUUUACGAACAAACCCAAAAAACGGUUAAUGCCCCUAAACUAAUACUGUGUAUUUCCAAGUAUUCUACUAACUUCAGGUAAAGUAGGCUGCUCCUACCAAUCAACAUUUGCCACUCAUUCUUGCUGAAUAACUCUGCUAAAAUGCCAACAGAGAGUAAAUGGCAUGUGUGAGUGCAUGCAGGCAUAAAAAUGCUUCCAUAUACAUAUCAAGGUAACCCCCAUAUGGUGAUCCUAACUGUUUACCUCUGCUCAUAUCCAUGGCCAGUUGCAUUAUCUUAUAAUAAGCAUCUCCUGACCAGUACAAAAGUACAUUGCUAUCUUACACAUAAUGCAAAGCUAUUGAUCAGAUCUUAAUUGCUGUUGUCAGAUGAUCGCAGAGAAUGCGUGAGAUGGUGCUACCCUGCCAAGCUACUAUGCUUUUGAGAAAAGCUACAUACAGAAGAAUAGUUUAUGGCUUCCUCAGUGGUGUGGCUCAAUAUUACAUUUUUAGCACAUGGGCAACUGAUGCACUUAGUACUGUACAGUCUGACACAUUGAGGCAUAUUUAUCAGGUGAGCUAGAGCUUUUUACAGCUUGCAAGAGGAAAAUUGGGCCCAUCUCUAUUCACUUGUAUUAGAUUUUAGGGAGCAUAUUAAUCAAAUGGUGGAACUCUCACUUUCACACUUUGAUAAAUACAUAUAUAAGGCAGAGCAGCCAUAUAUACUGUAGGUGUUUGCUAUCAGUACCAUAUGCUUAAUCAUUUGUUCAGUCUGGCACGUGGAGCUGAGUGGGGCAUUCCAUUGGGGGAUCAGCGGCUUGUUAGAUGAGCACUAGGGGGCACGUUCUUGCACACCAGGGAAAAAGUCAAUGACUCCCAGUAUGUGGUAAAUAACAUAGAAAUAUCUGCUUGUGCUGCUGAUGGAGAGUAGUUGACACCCCCAGUGUGUGAGUGCCACAGCAGAUAUAAAACCUAGGUGUCUGCCCACAAUGCACUGGGCUUUACACUACACAACCAGGUUAGAACAUAAGGGAUGGGGGGCAGUGUCCAUAAGCAAUAGCACAAGUCUUUUUGGACCUCUUCAGGCUUCCUCUGUUCUGUGAUGUUGCCAUGAGUUUGUAUUAAAAAUAAUCUAAGAAACUUGCAAGUACAUAACUGGACCUUGUAUAAUCACUGUGAAUGAAUGAAUUGAGCUUUGUAACAAAUGCAGUUUAUUUUGUUAUCUUUGUAAAUUGACUGUUUUGAAUAAUAAAAAAUAAAUGGUUCCUUUCUGCCUGA